UGUUACAUCAUAAAGAUAUUGGUUGUUUCAAUAGACGUAUUUUAUUUGUCGGUUAAAUAAGUUCAAUUCUUUCAGAUCUUCCCCGUAUUUCCUUAUCUUUUGGACCUAUUUACGUGGAAGAAGGAACCAAUGUAACCCUGCCAAAGUGUCAUGUGACAGGACACCCCACACCAACGAUCACGUGGGUAAAAGUCCUUGGUAUGUUUCCUGCUCGUCGUACCGUCAUAAAUGGCAGCCGUUUAACUUUAUACUCUGUGGAAAAACAGGACACAGGAAUAUAUGUCUGCCAAGCUUCUAAUUUCCUUGGGUUGUCUAUUAGGAAAACUCAAAUAAAUGUUGUGACAUUGCCCAAAUUCACCACCACCCCUCCCUACUCAGUUAUGUUGUUAGUUGGUGAAAGUCUGAGACUGGACUGUGUAGCUACAGCAGAUCCUCCUGCUAGGAUUUCUUGGAAUAAAGACAACCAACAAUUGUCAUCUGAUGAUAGAAUACGGGUCCAUGAGAAUGGAAGUCUGACCAUAACAAGAUUGAAGACCGCUGACUCUGGGACUUACGUCUGUCAGGCUAUCAGUGCUGGGGUUUUCACCGCGAGAACCGAUACUAAAGUUGUCGUAUCAAUAUUAAAAGAUCUAAAGUUUACUAGAAGAACAACUAGUGAUUACGUCAUUAUCAAAGGCAUCCCCAGCAUGUCGUCCGUGACGUUCUGCUUCUGGUUGAAGACCACUGUUGGUGAUACUGUCAUAAGUUACGCUGUACCUGGAAGUACUAAUGAAUUGAUAUUUUUGACGACCAGUAAUUUUGGUUUAUACAUAGGAGGAUCCUCGUGGGGUACCGGUGUAGCUGCAAACGAUGACAGAUGGCAUCACAUGUGCACGACGUGGAGCAAUAAUGCUGGACAGGUGUUAGUUUAUAAAGAUGGCAUCGUUGCUGCAAGAAAAACAAACUUCAUGACAGGUCAGGUGAUCAGAGGAGGCGGUACACUCAUCAUAGGACAAGAACAGGACAGUGUGGGAGGAUCCUUUUCAGCCUCACAGUGUUACAUCGGUGACCUUACCGGGCUGAAUAUAUGGAACAGAGUACUGGGACCUAACGAGAUAUCUACCAUGUCACGUGACUGUGGUGCUGGUGAAGGCAAUGUGUUGAGCUGGAGUGACGUCAUCUCUAGUAAUCGCCAAGGUCAAGUACAGCUCGUCAAACCAUCCACAUGUAGUAUGUAAACAGCAUUAAUGACUGAGGACUUAUUGAAGAGAAUUAAAGGUGUAUAUGAUGUAUGAGGGGUAGGCAGCCGGGGUCUGUAGGAAGUCUUCAGGGUACUUAACGAUCUCGUGUAGGUGGUACAAGGGAUUGUGGGAUUGAAUAUGUUGACGAGAUAAAAAAGCUUCGCCAUCUCGCAUCCACAGUCAAUCUCACAAUCCUAUGCAUCACGAGGUUAAUAUCAGGACUAAUCAUGCAGGUAAUUUUCGUAAUCUUUCUUUCUUUUCUUAAUUCUCUCCUAGCAUCGCUUAGAAAUGGAGUUUGAUAUAUUGGGCAAGAAGCUAACUACCAACCAGUAUAUGCCAUAUAGUAGUGCUAAACACCUAUCAGCCAGUAUAUGCCAUAGAGUAGUGCUAAACACCUAUCAGCCAGUAUAUGCCAUAUAGUAGUGCUAAACACCUACCAGCCAGUAUAUGCCAUAUAGUAGUGCUAAACACCUANCAGCCAGUAUAUGCCAUAUAGUAGUGCUAAACACCUACCAGCCAGUAUAUGCCAUAUAGUAGUGCUAAACACCUAUCAGCCAGUAUAUGCCAUAUAGUAGUGUUAAACACCUACCAGCCAGUAUAUAGCCAUAUAGUAGUGCUAAACACCUAUCAGCCAGUAUAUGCCAUAUAGUAGUGCUAAACACCUACCAGCCAGUAUAUGCCAUAAUAUUACAGCCAUUUUCAUAAUCAAUGCGACCAUGAAAAAUGCUAGUCAUCUGGGUUCCAGGCUAUCACAAAUUAAAUUUUCAGCGGAUCGUGA
Molecule: messenger RNA, 1998 nt
Organism: Actinia tenebrosa (Australian red waratah sea anemone)
Lineage: Eukaryota; Metazoa; Cnidaria; Anthozoa; Actiniaria; Actiniidae
Biological process (GO): homophilic cell-cell adhesion
Cellular component (GO): plasma membrane
Source: RefSeq, a predicted model, not a curated record